CGAAUUAAGAUCGUCUCAGCUACCGCCUUUGCUGAACCGCGAACCGCGAUCGAAACAAAACAAAUCUAAAUAAAUAAAUAGUACUCUACCCGAAGCUCAACCCGCAAACAAAUUGUAAAUUUCGCAGGCGACAACAGAAGCAGCAUGAGCGAAGAUCAACUUUCUCAAGAUUAGCUCAAUGGCUCUGAGGAGUGAUAACUCGGCCUGAGAUAAUAUUUUGAUACAAUAUUUGAUACAAACUGUCGGAACGUCACUAUUUUGGGCGAGAGCUUGAAGAGGUCUGUCUGGAUGCGAGAGUUAAGAUCCGCGGCCGCCGAACCACAUCAUGCCACUCGAUCCGCGAACGUCCAUGCGCCAGGUUGUUUUCUAGAUCCCAUCCCCAAGAAGCCAGCUAAUUGCCCGCGAAAAUUAAGAAACAUUUGUGAGCAACUGUGUGCAUGUGUGUUUGAGCGUCUGAGUGCCGGUGCCACAAAGCGGAAGAGACCGAUGUGCCAAGUGAGAUCGCGACCCAAGUAAGACCAAUUAGAAUGGUGCAGAGCGAGAAUCCCAGCAGUCUGGGACCCGAGGAGCAGGAUGUGGAGGCCAGCAGCCCAGGGGUUCGGGAUGAGACCGAUGUUGAGUCCAGACUACUGGACAACGGCAAGGCCAACGACAAGGAGAAGGAGGCUGGCAUCAAUCUGGGGGAUGAGGAGCCCACUCCCAGGACAGGCAAAACCAAAAAGAAGAAACAGAAAUCCGCGCAGGAUCGCCUUAUGACGGCGGAAAUCAACAAACUGCUGGAGGAAUCGCCGCUGGAGAAGAACGUGACUUGCGGCUUUUGGAUAUUCAAGGGAAAGUUCUACCAGCGCUUUGCCAAUCAAACAGCUUAUGUUCUACUCUACGGCAUCGUAGGCUGUAUCUUUUCGAUGACGUAUGCCUACUUUAAUGGCACGAUCACCACCAUUGAGAAGCGUUUUAAGAUACCCUCGAAGAACACAGGCAUUAUCUCGGUGGGGAAUGACAUUAGUCAGACUUUGGUGUCUGCAGUGCUGGCCUACUAUGCGGGAAAGGGCCAUCGGCCGAGAUGGAUUGGUUUUGGUCUUCUCACCAUCGUCCUGUUCUGCGUUCUAACCACCGCACCACAUUUUCUCUACGGCCCCGGGGAGGAUGCACUGGCUCUGACCUCGGAGUUUGGCGGAAUGCCCGAUGAGAAUGCCACCAUGGAGGCCAUCGAGGAGCAGCGAUCGAAGACCCUUUGCCGCUUGAAUGGAGGCGGAGCGGAGUGCGAGGUCGGCGAAGGGAACUUCGCACCACAACUGCUGCUCUUUGUGGCGCAGUUUAUAUCUGGAAUUGGAGGAUCCCUGUACUACACUUUGGGUGUAUCCUACAUGGACGAUAACACUAAAAAGUCCAAGACUCCUGCUUUGCUAAGUCUCUCGUAUUUCCUGCGCAUGUUGGGUCCUGCCAUCGGCUAUGCUUUGGCAUCCUUCUGCCUGCGGCUAUACAUUGCACCGCAGAUGCAUCCGGUGAUCAACAACAAGGAUCCUCGCUGGCUGGGUGCCUGGUGGUUGGGCUGGCUGGUGAUGGGCGGUCUGCUCUCCUUCUCCGGCGUAUUCCUCUCCAUGUUUCCCAAGGAAUUGCCCAGAGCAGUGGCCCGCCGGAAGGUGGAGGAGAACCGUCGGCGUGAAAGGGAGCGACUGUCGUUAAAGAAUACGGAGAGGGAGCGCCUGACUGCCGAACUGGAGCAGAAGGCACCGAUGGAGGCGAAAGCCUCCUUCCAGGACAUGCUGAAGACCUUCCGCCGCCUGAUCACCAACAAGACGUACAUGUGCAACACCCUGUCGAGCAUUUUCUACCUGGUGGGCUACACACCCUACUGGAUAUUCACGCCCAAGUACAUCGAGGUGCAGUACCGCCAGUCGGCGGCCACUUCCUCCAUGGUUACCGGAACCGUGGCCCUGGCCUUCUCCGCCGUGGGAGUGCUGCUGUCCGGCUUCAUCAUCUCGCGCUAUAAGCCAAGGGCUAGGUAUAUGGCCGCUUGGAACGUGAUUGUGGGCUUCCUCACGGUGGCCGGAAUUCUGGCCUACGCUUUCAUCGGCUGCCCGGGAAAUGAGAGUUCGGUGAUAGUCAAUAUUCACGAUAGCUCCCUGGCGGGCAACACCACCACCUGCAAUUCGGCCUGCUCCUGCGACUACGUCCGGUACUCUCCAGUUUGUGGAGAAAACAAAAUGACCUACAUCUCCGCCUGCCAUGCGGGAUGCAAAAGUUUGCACGUCAAUUCGGAGGGCAAAAAGAUCUUCUAUGAUUGUUCCUGCAUUCCGGGCAACGAGAGCGGCAAUUCCACCGGCCAAUUCAAGCGCCUUACUAGCUCCGAUUUGAGCAGCGAUAACUUCAGAGAGGACACAUCGGCUUUAACUCAAUUGGAGGAGCUAGCGAAGGGGCAGGCGAUGCCCGGAGCCUGUCCUGUGAACUGUUGGACGCAAUUCGUGGCCUUUUUGGCCGUAAUGUGCUGCCUGAAGUUCGUGGGGGCUAGCGGCAGAGCCUCCAAUUUCCUGGUCUCCGUGCGUUGUGUUCCGGAAAAGGACAAGACGGCAGCCAUGGGCUUUGGCAUGACCAUGUGCUCGAUGCUGGCCUUCAUUCCCAGUCCGAUUUUCUUCGGUUGGGUCUUCGACAGGGUCUGCCUGGUGUGGGGCAAGACCUGCACAAAUAAGGGAAACUGCUGGCUCUACGAUCCGCUCUCCAUGAGAUACACCCUGAAUUUCACCGCAGCCGUCUUUAUUGCCAUUGGAGCCAUUUUUGAUCUGGGGGUGUGGUACUACGCCAAGGACCUGCAAAUCUUCGACGAGGACGUUAAGGAGGUGGAGAUGAAGAUUGUGCAGCUCGAGGAGGAGGCCAACAACGAGAAGAAUACAGAGAUCUAGACAUAAGUUAUUUUUACCCAUAAGUGCUGUGUCAAGCGAGAGAGAGUUUUGGUGCCUUGACUUGUCAAUAUCCAUGUGUGAUUUCCCCCGUAGAGUCCAGUACCAUAAUAAACGGUAUUGUAACAGUAA
Messenger RNA from Drosophila elegans, 3029 nucleotides. RefSeq names its product solute carrier organic anion transporter family member 74D (gene Oatp58Dc). Gene Ontology annotation, cellular component: membrane. Gene Ontology annotation, biological process: sodium-independent organic anion transport; transmembrane transport. Bases 528 to 2900 code for a protein of 790 amino acids. NCBI's taxonomy places the organism in Eukaryota, Metazoa, Arthropoda, Insecta, Diptera, Drosophilidae. Gene Ontology annotation, molecular function: protein binding. The transcript is spliced from 8 exons. The record is from RefSeq and is a predicted model, not a curated record.